AUGCGCUGCUCCCGCCGGAACUUUGCUGCCUAUGUUGUGAAGCGACCGCGACUUGCGCCUGCUACUACAAGCUCCCGUAUCUGGUGCGCGUCGCAAAGAUGCCUCGCCACCGCACACUCAACGCAAGAGGAGGAAGGUAGCGGUGCGAAAAAGGGGACUCUUUCUGUGCCGUCCGAAGCCCGCUUCAGCGAGAUAGGGGUCCAGCAACUCUCCAGCCAUGUCCACCAGCAAAUCUUUCCUGGCAAAGGCACUGCCGCACCGCCCGAGCUCGUUGCCCUCUCCAAAGACCACCUCACCCGCCAUGACCUCCUCGGCAAGAACCAAGACUCGACCCCACCCGUGGCCUUCGAUUUGCCCGAAUUGCAGGGGACAACGCUCGACGAGCAUUUUUACAAGCUGGGUAUGGAUGCUGCGGAACCGUUCCUGACAAUGGCGAAGAAAUUGGCGUGGGCAAACCCUCCCCCGAAGCCGCGAAAGUGGGUCAGAAGGAGCGGGUGGACCAAAUACAACAGCGACGGGACGAGUGAAGCUGUGGAAGCACCAGAUGAGGACAUGCUGACCUUUGAUACCGAGGUUAUGUGGAAAGAGACGUCGUUCGCGUGUAUGGCAUGCGCUGUGAGCCCGACAGCAUGGUACGCGUGGAUAUCACCGUGGUUGCUGGGAGAGUCAAAAUCGGAUCGACAUCUAAUACCCCUCGGCGACCCGUCGAAACCGCGCGUUAUCGUCGGCCAUAACAUUGGAUACGAUCGGGCACGAAUAUCCGAGGAGUACGACAUACAGCAGUCGAAGAACUCGUUUGUGGAUACCAUGUCAUUGCACGUUGCGUCCAACGGCAUGUGCUCGCGGCAAAGACCGUCAUGGAUGAAGCAUCAGAAGAGCCGGGAGCAGAGGGAGAAACUUGCCACUUCUGAUGAACAUGCGGAUCUCUCACAUUUGCUCGGUUCAGGCGCGAUACCGGACGAAGAGGAGGAGCUGUGGAUUGGCCGGAGUGCGAUUAACUCGCUACGGGACGUGGCCAAGUUUCAUUGCAACAUCACUAUCGACAAGGCCCGGCGAGAAUACUUUGGGGAGCUAGAUCGGGCAGGAAUAUGUGACAAGUUGGACGAACUACUGGAUUAUUGUGCGGCUGAUGUCGAGAUCACGCAUCGCGUGUACCAGAAAGUUUUCCCCCUAUUUUUGGAGACGUGCCCGCAUCCCGUCAGCUUCGCAGCUCUGCGCUUCUUGGCUGCCGAAAUUCUCCCUGUGAACGAGACAUGGGACGCAUACAUCCACAAUGCUGAGGCAACGUACCACAAGCUCAGCGACGACGUCCAAGAGCGACUCAUUAAGCUCAUGGAACAGGCACUCGAGGUCAAAGACAAGCCCGAAAUCUAUGAGAAUGACCCCUGGUUGAGCCAGCUGGACUGGUCCGGUCAGGAAAUCAGGAUGGUCAAGGGAAAGAAGAAGGGUGACCCACCGCGACCGGCAGCACGACAGAAGAAACCAGGCAUGCCAAAAUGGUACAAGGACCUCUUCACGAAGAGCGACGGACCAAUUAAUCUUACUGUCCGCACAAGACUAGCACCGAUUCUGCUGAAGCUGAGUUGGGAUGGCAACCCGCUGGUGUGGUCAGACAAGCAUGGCUGGACGUGGCAGGUGCCUAUGGAAGAAGUUUUCGCAUACAAAGAGAAGGGCUUGAAGGAAUUGGAUAUGUCAGAAGAGGAAAACUUGAAGUUGCGCGACGACACGAAGCAUCGAUACUACAAAGUGCCACAUAAGGAUGGCCCACUGGCGAGGUGCGCAAAUCCACUAGCCAAGGGCUACCUUGCAUACAUGGAGAAGGGGACUCUUUCUUCUGAGUAUGAAUAUGCCAAGGAGGCACUUGAGAUGAACGCGUCAUGUUCGUAUUGGAUAAGCGCAAGAGACAGGAUCAUGUCGCAGAUGGUGGUGUACAACAAGGAGCUACCGAAUGCGCCGGAGCUAGUGUCCUCGUCCGAAAUCGGUGGAGAGAAGAAGGUUGGGUUCAUCCUACCGCAGAUCAUUCCGAUGGGUACCAUCACACGUCGAGCUGUCGAGAACACGUGGCUCACAGCCAGUAAUGCCAAAAAGAAUCGGGUUGGAUCCGAGCUCAAGUCAAUGGUGCGAGCACCGCAAGGUUAUUGCUUCGUUGGAGCCGAUGUGGACUCGCAAGAGCUAUGGAUAGCGAGUCUGAUCGGCGAUGCCACCUUUAAGCUGCAUGGAGGUAAUGCUGUCGGCUUCAUGACGCUCGAAGGCACGAAGGCUGCUGGGACAGAUUUGCAUUCCCGCACGGCAGGCAUCCUCGGCAUAACCAGAAACGAUGCGAAGGUGUUCAACUACGGUCGUAUCUAUGGUGCCGGCCUGAAGUUCGCCGCAACACUAUUACGGCAGUUCAACCCCGGUUUAACCGACUCCCAAACCACCAAGACGGCGAACGAAUUGUACGAAACUACCAAGGGCAAGAAGACGGCAAGAAAGCAACUCCACGAGCGGUCAUUUUGGAGAGGAGGCACCGAAUCCUUCGUCUUCAACAAGCUCGAAGACUUUGCUGAGCAAGAAAAGCCUCGGACACCCGUCCUUGGGGCCGGUAUCACCGAAGCACUGAUGCGUCGUUACCUCACCAGGGGCGGCUUCAUGACAUCACGCAUCAAUUGGGCGAUCCAAUCUUCUGGCGUUGAUUAUCUUCACCUCCUAAUUGUCAGCAUGGAGUAUCUGACUCGGCGGUACAAUCUGGACGCUCGUCUGGCCAUUACAGUACACGACGAGAUUCGCUACCUUGUGAAGGAAGAAGACAAGUACAGAGCUGCUAUGGCUUUGCAAGUAGCCAACGUGUGGACGCGCGCCAUCUUCUCUCAGCAAAUGGGCAUCGAUGAGCUCCCGCAGUCCUGUGCCUACUUCUCCGCCGUCGACAUCGACCAUGUACUCCGCAAGGAAGUGGACAUGGACUGCAUCACUCCCAGCCACAAGGACAAGAUUCCGCAUGGCGAGUCUCUCGACAUCAUGACACUGCUCGAGAAGGGCGACGCCGCGCGCCUCGACCCCGCCAUCGUUCCCAAAGACCCUCCGGCGGUCGAAAAGUAUCAGGCAAGCUACGUACCGCGCAUUCCUGUUAUGGCAUCCCUCGCGGGCGUAGACCCGACGUCUGUAUCGAGCAUUGCAUACUUGAAGGCGCAGAUUACGGGUGAUGACAAGGAGUUGAAAGAUAUUAUGCGCACAGUAAGGAUGCCCGCCAAGCCGAGGUCAAGAAGAUCGAAGAAAGAAGAAGAUGAUGAAGAGAAUGAGCGUGCGGUGCUGCACUACGAACAGAUGGCGCAACUGCUCCCAGUCGAUGAGAUAUGGCAGAACAACAAGUUCACCAAGAAGUGGAGCUCCACCAGACCCGGCACACUGCACCAUUUCCACCCACGAAGUACCGCUCCGCGACCAGCGAGAGCACAUUAA
Didymosphaeria variabile is the source of this 3438-nucleotide messenger RNA. It is a transcript of the gene MIP1, whose product is annotated as DNA-directed DNA polymerase gamma mip1. The record is from RefSeq and is a predicted model, not a curated record. The transcript has 2 exons. Gene Ontology annotation, molecular function: 3'-5' exonuclease activity; DNA binding; DNA-directed DNA polymerase activity. Gene Ontology annotation, biological process: mitochondrial DNA replication. NCBI's taxonomy places the organism in Eukaryota, Fungi, Ascomycota, Dothideomycetes, Pleosporales, Didymosphaeriaceae. Bases 1 to 3438 code for a protein of 1145 amino acids. Gene Ontology annotation, cellular component: mitochondrion; gamma DNA polymerase complex.